This is a messenger RNA of Harpia harpyja (harpy eagle), 4918 nucleotides long. RefSeq names its product ras GTPase-activating protein 1. Gene Ontology annotation, biological process: regulation of GTPase activity. The transcript has 25 exons. NCBI's taxonomy places the organism in Eukaryota, Metazoa, Chordata, Aves, Accipitriformes, Accipitridae. Gene Ontology annotation, molecular function: protein binding. Bases 703 to 3774 code for a protein of 1023 amino acids. The record is from RefSeq and is a predicted model, not a curated record.
UCACGCGUUGGUAGUGCAAGAGGCUCGCACAGUUGUUCUCAACUUCAACGCCGUAACUCGGGAGAAGAAUAAACUUUGGCACGAUCUGGGGAGAUCCGCCUUUUUCUGUUUGGUUGUUGUGGCUUUAUUUUGCCUUUUUUUUUUUCCCCCGAGGCGGGGAUGAUGGGGGACUGCUUAUUCUUCUCUCCCCUCCCUGUAUCCCUUACACCCCUCAGGAGGGAGCAGGGAACCUGCCCCCAUCUUCUCUCCCGGCUACCUCGCACUCCGCGAGCUACUGCCUUGAGAUGAGAAUGAAAUGAAAAGAAAAUGAGCCACUAAACGCACAGGUACGGUUUACCCAUCUGCUCUUUUCUCUGUCGCUAGCUAGCUAGUUCCCUCCCUCUUUUCUUCUUUUCCCCGCCCAUGCAGUCGCGCGCCCUCGCUGGCUCCCGGGGGGGUGUGGGGUGAGAGCGUGGAGCUGUGCCUCUGUAGGAGUUGCUCCCCUUGUGGCCGCAGGGGGAUAAGGCAGCAGGGCUGGGGCCUUGUGGAGUUGCUUUAGGCGUCCAGACGGCUAUUGUUCGGAGCCCGUCUCUGCUGGAGAAAUCUUCCCUUCGUCCCGGCUCUGCUCCCUGCAGGCGGAGGCGCGGGGAAGGGGAAGUCGUCGCCACCUCCCCGGCGUGCGGCGGUCGGAGGGGGGGGAGGUAGGAGGGGGCGAGGCUCGACAUGAUGGCGGCUGAGGCCGGGGCUGAGGAGGACGGCUCGGUUACCUCUGCCGGGAUGGUGGGAGCCGUUGGUGGAGCUGAAUCGGAGCACUACCCCACCUUAUGCCGGGGCAAGGAGCUGGGGCCGCAGGGCCCCUUCCUAGUGGGCUCUGGCGGGGGCAGCCCGGGCGCCGGCGGUCCGGCUUUGUGCUCGGCGCUGGGGCUCCUGGCGCUAGGCUCGGGGCCUGCCCCUCUGGUGUCCGGAGGCGGUGGCGCCGUGACAGCAACUGGCCAGGGCCGGGGUCCGGAGGUGUCCGGAGGGGUGCUGCCCCCACCCGAAACUAGCACUGUCGCCUUUCCCCCGUUGCCGCCGCCACAGCCACCUUCCUUGGCGGGGGGGCUGGGGACCGUGGACGAAGGCGACUCGUUGGAUGGGCCGGAGUAUGAAGAGGAGGAGGUGGCCAUCCCGCUCAACGCUCCCCCCACGAACCAGUGGUAUCAUGGAAAACUCGACAGAGCAAUUGCAGAAGAACGUCUUUGGCAAGCUGGAAAACCUGGAAGUUACCUUAUUCGAGAGAGUGAUCGGAGACCGGGUUCAUUUGUGCUUUCAUUCCUUAGUAAAACAAAUGUCAACCAUUUUAGGAUUAUUGCCAUGUGUGGAGACUAUUACAUUGGUGGACGUCGCUUUGCUUCACUCUCAGACCUAAUUGGUUAUUACAGUCAUGUGUCUUGUUUGCUGAAGGGGGAAAAACUAUUCUUUCCAGUAGCACCUCCAGAGCCUGUGGAGGAUAGAAGGAGAGUUCGAGCAAUUCUACCUUACACCAAAGUGCCAGAAACUGAUGAAAUAAGUUUCCUUAAAGGAGAUAUGUUUAUUGUCCAUAAUGAAUUGGAAGAUGGCUGGAUGUGGGUUACAAACCUACGGACAGAUGAACAAGGUCUUAUUGUAGAAGACCUGGUAGAAGAAGUGGGAAGAGAAGAAGAUCCACAUGAAGGCAAAAUAUGGUUCCAUGGGAAGAUCUCCAAACAAGAGGCUUACAAUUUGCUGAUGACAGUUGGUCAGGUGUGCAGUUUUCUUGUGAGGCCUUCAGAUAAUACACCUGGUGAUUAUUCACUUUAUUUUCGGACCAGUGAAAAUAUUCAGCGUUUUAAAAUAUGUCCAACAUCAAGCAAUCAGUUUAUGAUGGGAGGCAGAUAUUAUAAUAGUAUUGCUGAGAUCAUUGAACAUUAUAGAAAAGAACAGAUUGUUGAAGGAUAUUACCUUAAAGAUCCUGUUCCAAUGCAGCAUCAAGAACAAGUGCUUAAUGAUACAGUGGAUGGAAAAGAAAUCUACAAUACAAUUCGUCGCAAAACAAAGGAUGCUUUUUAUAAAAAUAUUGUCAAAAAAGGAUAUCUUCUGAAAAAAAGUAAAGGAAAGAGAUGGAAAAACUUGUACUUUAUAUUGGAGGGAAAUGAUGCCCAGCUUAUUUAUUUUGAAAGUGAAAAACGAGCCACAAAACCUAAAGGAUUAAUAGACCUUAGUGUGUGUUCAGUCUAUGGAGUACAUGACAGUUUAUUUGGCAGGCCAAACUGUUUUCAGAUAGUAGUUCAGCACUUCAGUGAAGAGCAUUACAUCUUUUACUUUGCAGGAGAAACUCCAGAACAAGCACAGGACUGGUUGAAGGCUCUGCAGAUGUUUUGCAGUUUAAGAAAAAACAGUCCAGGGACAUCAAAUAAACGUCUACGUCAGGUCAGCAGUCUUAUUUUGCAUGUAGAAGAAGCUCAUACGCUCCCAGUAAAACAUUUUACUAAUCCAUAUUGUAACAUCUACCUGAACAGUGUCCAGGUAGCAAAAACACAUAUCAGAGAAGGGCAGAACCCUGUAUGGUCAGAAGAAUUUGUCUUUGAUGAUCUUUCAUCUGAUAUUAAUAGAUUUGAGAUAAGUCUUAGUAACAAAACAAAGAAAAGUAAAGAUCCAGAUAUAUUGUUUAUGCGUUGCCAAUUAAGCCGAUUACAGAAAGGACAUGCAACAGAUGAGUGGUUUCAACUCAGUUCCCAUAUACCACUGAAGGGUAUUGAGCCAGGAUCUUUGCGUGUUCGAGCAAGAUAUUCUAUGGAGAAGAUCAUGCCAGAAGAGGAGUACAGUGAGUUUAAAGAGCUCAUACUCCAGAAAGAGAUGCAUGUGGUCUAUGCCUUAUCACAUGUUUGUGGACAAGAUAGAACAUUGUUGGCUGGCAUUUUAUUGAAGAUUUUUCUUCAUGAAAAGCUUGAGUCACUAUUGUUACGAGCACUAAAUGACAGGGAAAUAAGCAUGGAAGAUGAAGCUACUACUUUGUUUCGUGCCACCACUUUAGCAAGUACGCUUAUGGAGCAAUAUAUGAAAGCCACAGCAACACGUUUUGUUCACCAUGCACUGAAAGACAGUAUAUUAAAGAUAAUGGAGAGCAAGCAGUCCUGUGAGUUAAAUCCCUCAAAAUUAGAAAAAAAUGAAGAUGUAAACAUUAAUUUGGCACAUCUACUCAGUAUACUUUCAGAAUUGGUGGAGAAAAUAUUCAUGGCUGCAGAGAUACUGCCUCCGACAUUGAGAUAUAUUUAUGGAUGCUUGCAGAAGUCUGUUCAAAACAAGUGGCCAGCUAAUACCACAAUGAGAACAAGAGUUGUUAGUGGCUUUGUUUUUCUUCGACUGAUUUGUCCUGCUAUCCUGAACCCACGGAUGUUUAAUAUCAUCUCAGAUUCUCCUUCCCCUACUGCUGCAAGAACGCUGACACUGGUCGCCAAGUCUGUGCAGAAUUUAGCAAAUCUGGUUGAAUUUGGAGCUAAGGAGCCAUAUAUGGAGGGGGUAAAUCCAUUCAUCAAGAGUAACAAACAUCGCAUGAUCAUGUUCUUAGAUGAACUUGGGAAUGUUCCUGAGCUUCCAGACACUACAGAGCACUCUAGAACUGACUUAUCUCGUUAUCUGGCAGCCUUGCAUGAGAUGUGUGUGGCACAUUCAGAUGAACUUCGGACACUCAGUAAUGAGCGAGGUGUAAUGCAGCAUGUUCUUAAGAAGCUGUUGGCUAUUACAGAACUGCUUCAACAAAAACAAAAUCAGUAUUCAGUGUCUAAUAACAUCAGGUAGCAGCCCUCUACCUAAAUUCUGCAUGGAUCCAGCAUGUCUAACAUGGCAACUUACACAAGUAUCACUUUUUUUGCUCUUGCCAAAAAUAGCACACCCUGUCACAUUCCCAGUGAUGUGUGAACUAUGCAAAAAGAAAACAAAGAUUCUGUUAGUGAAUGAUUGUACCAGCAGCUUUUUAAACUAUCUGUGCAGGAUAUUUGCACUUUUUUCCACUUGGAAUCAGUUUUUACAGCCUCUGAGCCUUGGUGUACAGUUUACCUUUUGCAAAGAAAAUGCUGUGACUGUCUUGAACUUUGAAAAUUAUUUUCAAUGCCUGCAAUUGCCAAAGUUUUUCUGUUUUGUUGGAAAAGAAUUAUCAACUGAUAAGGAAAGAAAUGCAUUGUUUUGACAGCUACAUGUAACUGGAUAAAAUUUCUUACUGUAAUUUCUGACUGGUUACACUUAUUAUGACUUUGUUUCAACCACUUGAACUUGUAUUUACAAUUUCCAGAGUUUGAUGGUUAUUGUAAGAACAAUCUUUCCUGUAUACUUUUUAUACCAUGCUGUUUCUCUUGCUGGAAUCAUGUCAAAAGAAUAUGCAGAAGGGAUCUUGUCAGCUUUAUUCUUGAAUGUGCCACUGAUUCAGUCUAAAUAAUUCUUCCAUCAAGGACUGUGUAUCCAUCCAGGUAAAUCACAAUGCUUUUGUAAAAUGUUUACAACAGUGAAUAAUUAGAAUUCAGUAAAUUUAUUAUCACUGUAUCAGACAUGCAUGCAUCCAUUAAACCAUUUUAUAAAAUAUGUAUUGGUUGGUCUUGUGUGUAAUGUAAGGCUAUCGUGAAUCUUAUUUUUAAACCUGAAAAAUAAGUUUUUAAAAUAAUCAAGCUGCCAAUAGGCUCUUUAUGGAAACUGGCUAACUUUGGGUGCAAGUAAUAGAACAUUGUAAAAAUGAAAUUUGGAUAACAGAUAUGGUUGGCUAUUUAUCUACUAUGUAUAAAAUGCAUUGACAAAAAUGACUGUAGGUAAAUCUCAAAGUUGCAUUUAGGUAUGUAUAUUAAAAAAUUGACACCACUACUUAUUUCCAAAAACAGUGUGUGAAAAUUAAUGUUGUAGUUUACCCCCUACCAGCAGCUUAAGCACCACACAGCUACUUGCUCACUCCCCCCCC